CUUUUUAAAAAAAAAAUAGUUGAGAAAUCAAUCACACAGAUCUGUCUAUCUUACUCAACCAAAUUCGACAUUAUGCUUUAAAUUUUCCCAGAUUCUGACAAUUCCACUCUCUGGAUCCUUUUUUUGUAUAAGACGCGGAGGGAGCUUAAGAUGAAGAGUAGAGUCAUCCUCAGCCAUAGGGAGAGAAGAGAUAAUUACACACAGAUUGAGACAAUGGAGAGGAAACCCUUUGAGGUUGAGACAACGGAGGAUCACAAACCCUACUCUGCCGUUGAUGACAGUGAUUCUGAUUCAUCUGACGACAAGCAAGAAAAGCUCAUUUACAGAGGCUGGAAAGUAAUGCCAUAUAUCAUUGGUAAUGAGACAUUUGAGAAGAUUGGGAUCAUUGGGACAUUAUCAAACCUUCUUAUAUACUUAACUCAAGUAUUCAACCUUAAGAAAUACACAGCUGCAACUAUUAUCAAUGCCUUUAGUGGCACUAUCAACUUUGGCACUUUCCUCGCUGCUUUUCUCUGCGACACUUACUUUGGUCGUUACAAGACUCUCAGUGUUGCUGUCAUUGGUUGUUUUCUGGGAUCGUUUGUGAUACUACUAACCGCUGCAGUUCCAGGAUUGCAUCCAACUCCUUGUGGAACAAAAAGUUCAUGCCAAGAGCCAAAUGGUGGCCAGAUUUUGUUUCUAAUGUUUGGUUUAUUCCUUCUUGUGGUUGGUGCUGGUGGGAUCAGGCCGUGUAACUUGGCUUUUGGUUGUGAUCAGUUCAACCCUAAGUCAGAGUCUGGGAAGAAAGGAAUCGACAGUUUCUUUAACUGGUAUUUCUUCACAUUCACGUUUGCGCAGAUCAUCUCGCUCACGUUAGUUGUGUAUAUUCAGUCAAAUGUCAGCUGGGCCAUUGGUUUGAGUAUCCCUGUGGUUCUAAUGUUCUUGGCCUGUGUCAUUUACUUUGCUGGCCGUAAUCUCUAUGUAAAAGUGAAAGCUUCUGGUAGUCCCUUGGCUGGUAUUGCUCGUGUUGUGGCAGCAGCGUUCAAGAAACGAGGGUUGAAGCCAGUUAAGCAGCCUUGCUUUGAUCUUUACAAUCACAUUCCUCGUGACUAUGCUAAUUCUACUCUCAAAUACUCCGACCAGUUUAGAUUUCUAGACAAAGCAGCGGUGAUGACCCCUGAGGACAAGUUAAAACCCGAUGGAACGGCUUUGGAUCCAUGGAAUCUAUGUACGAUGCAGCAGGUGGAAGAAGUGAAAUGCAUUGUGAGAGUGAUUCCAAUUUGGUUUGCUUGUGCGGUUUACUACCUUGCAAUAACUUUGCAAAUGACUUAUCCUGUCUUCCAAGCGCUCCAGAGCGACCGUAGAUUAGGUUCUCGUGGCUUCAAGAUCCCCGCUGGCACCUAUGUAGUGUUCUUGAUGUCGGGUAUGACGGUUUUCAUCGUAUUCUACGACCGUGUCCUUGUCCCGUCGCUCAGAAGAGUGACGGGGCUAGACAAUGGUAUAACACUCUUACAAAGAAUCGGAGCAGGCAUUUUCUUUGCGUUUUUGAGUUUGUUUGUCUCUGGGUUCGUAGAGGCACGGAGAAGAACCAUUGCACUUACAAAACCAACUCUCGGGAUCGAGCCUCGAGCUGGAGAAAUCUCAUCAAUGUCAGCAAUGUGGUUGGUUCCGCAGCUGGUGCUUGCAGGGAUAGGAGAAGCUUUUGCAGCUAUUGGACAAAUGGAGUUUUACUACAAGCAGUUUCCUGAAAACAUGAAGAGCUUUGCGGGUUCUAUCUUCUAUGUUGGUGCAGGUGUUUCGAGCUACCUCGCUAGCUUCUUGAUCUCGGCUAUUCAUAAAACAACUGAGCAUUCACCAAAGGGGAAUUGGUUAGCUGAGGAUCUGAACAAAGGGAGGCUGGAUUACUUUUAUUUCAUGCUCACAGGAGUCAUGUUUGUUAACAUGUGUUACUUCUUGUUAAUGGCUAAAUUUUAUAGAUACAAAGUCAUUAUUAACGAUGAAGCAAAUUCUGUGAGUGGGAACAAUGUAGGAGAGAUCAAGCCGCAUCAACAACAAGACAAGAACUUUGUCUGAUCUUGAGACUUAAAUUAGUUUGUCUCUAUGUUGUUGUACCUCAUAGAUGAGAUGAAUGUACUUCAUCUUUCUAAACAUGUAUUAUAGAAGAAGAUUCAUGUUGAUAAAUAUCAAACAGUGUAUGACUAUUCUCUUUCGUCUUUCAACACAACAUAGCAGAAGAAACCAUUCAAGGAU
Eruca vesicaria subsp. sativa (arugula) is the source of this 2229-nucleotide messenger RNA. The record is from the annotation of a GenBank genome assembly. Lineage: Eukaryota; Viridiplantae; Streptophyta; Magnoliopsida; Brassicales; Brassicaceae.